AUGCCACAUUGCACAGCAACUCCGGCCCAUCUGCUGCUGUUUUCCAUUCUCAUCAUCUCAUGCAUCGCACACAGGGAUCAGAGUCGCCGCCACCGCAAGACAGAGAAGGAGGAGGAUGAGGAGAUGCUGCAAGAGUACGUUGCUCGAUCCUGCGCUCACACAGGCCACAGGGACAGGUGCUUGGGGUGCCAUUACAUUACGGGUGGUACAAUGCGUGACUAUCAGCUGCGCGGCCUCAAUUGGCUCGUCAACCUGCACACACACGCCAUGGGAGGUAUCCUGGCUGAUGAAAUGGGUCUUGGCAAGACUCUGCAGACAAUUAGUUUGUUGGGCUACUUGAAGAACUUUGAGGGCAUGAAUGGCCCGUUUCUACUCUUGGUGCCCAAGUCGACAGUCGGCAACUGGAUGCGGGAACUGGGCCGCUGGUGCCCCUCACUCAAGGCUGUCUGCCUGCGCGGCGACAAGGACGCGCGUGCCCAGCUGAUCCAGGACACGAUCCUGCCGGCCAAGUGGGAUUGUCUCGUGACUUCUUACGAAAUGUGCUUGCGGGAAAAGUCUACCCUGCGCAAGUUCAUCUGGCAGUACAUUGUGAUCGACGAAGCUCACCGCAUCAAAAACGAGAACUCCAAGUUGUCUCUCGUCUUGCGUGAGAUCCGUAGCCGUCGCCGCCUGCUCAUCACAGGCACGCCGUUGCAAAAUAACCUCCACGAGCUGUGGGCACUGCUCAACUUUUUGUUACCAGAUGUCUUCUCUUCGAGCGAGGACUUUGACAGUUACUUCAAGACAGAGGACAUCCAUCAGCAAAAUGACAUGAUUCACAAGCUGCAUGCCAUUUUGAAGCCGUUUUUACUGCGCCGUCUGAAGAAGGAGGUCGAAAAGUCUCUCAAGCCAAAAAUUGAGACCAAGGUCUACGUUGGCCUCAGUCGCAUGCAACGUGACUGGUACAAGAAGAUUCUGGCCAAAGACAUUGAAGCCGUGAACGGCGCCGGCAAGAUGGAGAAGAUGCGGCUUCUCAACAUCCUGAUGCAGCUCCGCAAAUGCUGUAAUCACCCCUACCUUUUUGAUGGCGCUGAGCCCGGCCCUCCGUUCACAACGGACCAGCAUUUGAUCGACAACUGUGGGAAGAUGCUCGUUUUAGACAAGCUUCUCAAAAAGCUUCAGGAGCAAGGAUCUCGAGUUCUCAUUUUCAGCCAGAUGACGCGAAUGCUUGACAUUUUGGAAGACUACUGCUGGUGGCGCAACUACAACUACUGUCGUAUUGACGGCUCGACUUCGCAUGACGUGCGAAAUGAGAUGAUCGACGAAUACAACAAGGAAAACAGCGAAAAAUUCAUCUUCAUGCUGUCCACCCGCGCUGGCGGCCUGGGUAUCAAUCUGGCGACAGCCGACGUGGUCAUUUUGUUUGACAGCGAUUGGAACCCUCAAAUGGAUCUGCAGGCUCAGGACCGUGCACAUCGUAUUGGUCAAAAGAAGCAGGUUCGCAUCUUCCGCCUCAUUACCGAAGGUACAGUGGAGGAGCGCAUUGUCGAGAAGGCCGAGAUGAAGCUGCGAUUGGACGCCAUGGUCAUCCAGCAAGGCCGCCUCGCCCAACAGCAGAAACAGCUCGGCAAGGAUGAAAUGCUCUCCAUGAUCCAGUUUGGUGCUGACCAAAUGUUCAAGAGCACCGAAAACAACAUUACAGACGAGGACAUUGAUGCCAUUCUCGCCCGAGGCACGGAGAAGACAGCUGAAUUCAACGAAAAAAUCAAGAAGCUGGGUCUCAACGACUUGGAGAGCCUGUCCUCCCUCACUUUUGACACGUCAACAAGCGUCCUUGAGUUUGAAGGCGAGGAUUAUGCCGCAAAGCGCCGGCAACAGACGGCGAUGAAUUGGAUUGCUCCGCCCAAGCGUGAGCGAAACGUCAACUACAACGAAAACAAGGUCUUCAGUGAGCUUAUGAAAAUGGCUGUCGAGCCCAAGGCCCCCAAGCCACCGAAGCCACCAAAGAUGCCCAAGAUUGAGCAGUUUCAGUUUUACCCACUCGAGCUGCCCAAUUUGUUGGAGCGAGAAAUCUUGGCGCAUCAGAAGCUUGUUGGGUGGAAGGUAUGUUUGGGUCUUGAUGGCAUAGCGUGGUUGAUCGUGAUGUGGUUGAUCGUGAUAUGUGUGUGUGUGUGUGUGUGUGCAUGUGUGUGUGCAUGUGUGUGUGCAUGUGUGUGUGUGCAUGUGUGUGUGCAUGUGUGUGUGUGCAUGUGUGUGUGUGUGUGUGUGUGUGUGUGUGUGUGUGUGUGUGUGUGUGUGUGUGUGUGUGUGUGUGUGUGUGUGUGUGUCGUGGCGCGAUCUCAAAUAGCUCAAAUUGAGCGGGGCGAGCACAAGAUCAAUCGGCGCAUCGAAGUGCAGAGCGCCUUGGACAAGAAGGUCAAGUCAACGCCACACCCAUUCCAUCGCCUCACCAUCAAUUAUGGCGGCAACCGCGGCAAGAACUAUACGGAGGAGGAAGACCGCUACAUCAUUUGCUUUUUGCAGCGUCUGGGUUACGAUCACGACCACGUGUAUGAUGAGCUUCGACGCCAGAUUCGCAACGAGCCGCUGUUUCGCUUCGACUGGUUUAUCAAGUCACGCACAAGCGUUGAGCUUCAGCGCCGGGCAACGACGCUCAUUAACCUGGUGGAGAAGGAGAUGAAGCCAGCUAGCAAGAGCAAGGGCAAGGGCAAGGACAAGGAGGAGGAUGAGGAGGAGGAAGAGCCGCCCACGAAGCGAAGCAAGGUGAGAUUUACCUCGUGGUGUACGCAACCAACUCGCUCAUGA
Messenger RNA from Monosiga brevicollis MX1, 2784 nucleotides. RefSeq lists its product as uncharacterized. Bases 1 to 2784 code for a protein of 927 amino acids. Gene Ontology annotation, cellular component: chromatin; nucleus. Gene Ontology annotation, biological process: nucleosome organization; regulation of transcription by RNA polymerase II. Gene Ontology annotation, molecular function: ATP binding; nucleosome binding; histone binding. NCBI's taxonomy places the organism in Eukaryota, Choanoflagellata, Craspedida, Salpingoecidae. The record is from RefSeq and is a predicted model, not a curated record. The transcript has 14 exons.